Messenger RNA from Sebastes umbrosus (honeycomb rockfish), 4173 nucleotides. It is a transcript of the gene cerk, whose product is annotated as ceramide kinase. NCBI's taxonomy places the organism in Eukaryota, Metazoa, Chordata, Actinopteri, Perciformes, Sebastidae. Gene Ontology annotation, molecular function: kinase activity. The record is from RefSeq and is a predicted model, not a curated record. The transcript has 13 exons. Bases 198 to 1907 code for a protein of 569 amino acids.
GUAGACCAGUUAAGUUUUCACUAUGAAGUGAAUCAUCUUUCUAAUAGACGAUCUUUGUUGAGUCCCCUCUUCCCCUGAGAGCACCGGCCGACCGACCCGUACACACUGACUCCACGCACUUCAGACGCCGAGCAGCGUUUUGUUCCAGCGUUUUGUGACAAAGUUGAGAUGACAACCAUCGGGCGACUGCGUAACUAAUGACACGUCUGAGCGACACUAUGGAGGAACCAGCCAUGUUACUUUGUUCGAAGCUCUUCCUCCAGCACAGACACAGACAGGUAGAAGUGUCUCUGACCAGCUGCGUUCUGGUCUGGAAGGAAGUUGAGAGGAGCAGAAAACGAAGCUCUGGCAUCGGCAACAGUGCUGCAACAGCACACAGCCAUGCUGUUCAGGUGUGUGAAAUAGUGGUUGUCCGCAAGACCGAAGAUGAUGACCAAGACAACACGGACACCAGGAGGAGUCAGAAAAAAGCCCAGCUGCAUCCCCAUGCAUUCACAGUUUCCUACAUUAGAAGAACGAGGCAGCACCAGUGGCGGUGUAGUGACGUUACUUUCCACUCUGCCAACGAGGGACUCUGCGAGCAGUGGAUCCAAGUUAUCAAUGAGCAACUGUCGUUACUCACCAACCGACCGAAGAGCCUCCUGGUGUACAUCAAUCCCUACGGGGGGAAGCGGUGCGGGAAGCGCAUUUACGAGCAGAAGGUGGCUCCGCUGUUUCGCCGCGCCUGCAUCUCUGCCGACGUGAUUGUUACAGAGCGAGCCAAUCAUGCCAGGGACCACUUGAAAACGGAGGCCAAUCUAGAUAAAUAUGACGGGGUGGUGUGUGUGGGUGGAGAUGGGAUGUUCAGUGAGAUCCUGCACGGGCUGGUCUCCAGGACCCAAACGGACAACGGCGUGGACCAGAACCAAGCAGAUGCCGAGUUGGUGCCGUGUUCUCUACACAUAGGGAUCAUUCCUGCAGGGUCCACUGAUUGCAUCUGCUUUGCCACAGUGGGAACCAACGAUCCAGUUACUUCUGCUUUACACAUCAUUGUGGGUGAUUCACAGCCGAUGGACGUGUCUUCAGUUCACCACGAUGACAUCUUUCUCAAAUACUCUGUCUCUUUGCUUGGCUACGGUUUCUAUGGUGAUGUACUGACAGACAGCGAGAGGAAGAGAUGGCUGGGUCCUGCUAGAUAUGACCUGUCAGGGGUAAAAACCUUCCUGAGUCACAACUACUACGAAGGCACCGUCUCUUUCCUCCCCGCCGAGAACAACGUGGGGGACCCCAGGGACACGCUGCAGUGUCUAUCCGGGUGCCGCAUCUGUCAGCACGAGCCCUCGUCAAGAGACUGGGAGAUGUCAGAGGAGAAGGAACAAGCUGAUAAAGAUGGCGGUGGUGGUUGGAGCGUGAUCCGAGGAAAGUUUAUCGCCAUUAAUGCGGCCAGUAUGAGCUGCGCGUGUCCCCGCAGUCCACAGGGCCUGUCGCCCUCCGCCCACCUCGCCGACGGCACCACGGACCUCAUCCUCGUCAGGAAGUGCUCCCGUCUGGACUUCCUCAGACACCUCCUUCGACACACCAACAAAGACGACCAGUUUGACCACUCGUUUGUGGAGGUCCACCGGGUGCGGAGGUUUCGUUUCCAGCCGCGGCACCGUGAGCCGGUUUCACUAGAGGACCUGAGUGAGAGUCCAAAGAAGACGGGCUUCAGUCCCAUAUGCUCUGGCCAAACCACCUGCAACUACAGCACCUCCCACAGCAGCUGGACCUGCGACGGGGAGAUCCUGCCUCACACUGCCAUCCAAGUCAGUGUCCAGUGCCAGUUGAUCAGGCUGUUUGCCCGCGGUAUCGAGGAGCAGCAGCAGCAGCAGCAGUGUGUGUUAGAAGAUCCUUGUACGCUGUGGGCCCUGGAGCCGAGCACACACUAGUCAGUGGACUGAGAGCUGAAUGGGACAUUUAGCUGCUGGAAAACAAAAAAAACAAGUUGCACUUGGCAAGAUUUUUCCUGGAGAAAUACACGCAUCACAUCAGUGUAAAUCCCAAACGCUGGCGUCUCAUCCCUCCUUAGUGUAUUUGCUGAAAUGAGACUUGCAGGAAGUCCUCCCAAUGCACAAGAAAGUGAAAAAAGCUACCAUCAGCAGCCAUUAAAAGGGAAGAAAACUGAAGGAUAAAGAGAAGCAUGAUUUGUUGUUACUGAAGAGAUUCAGUUAUCUCCUCGCUGCCAUUUGGGACUGUUAUGUGCAAAAUUGCUUCAUGCAGCUUUAACUAACCGAAAAUAUGAUAUGACACAGCUGCUAGUGCCAACGCUGCCAUAUUCAAACCUGUUUUUUUAUCUGUACUUUCUGGAAAAAAGGGAAGAUUUGAAGCUCAAGCCGCCAGAUGAAACGGCUGAACUGGACUGAGCUGGACUCAGCCGCGACAAUCGGCGAAAGGUUUUUAACACUGCCAUGAAGGACAACACAAAUAGGAUUUCUCCCUGUGUAGCAAAGAGAGAGACAGCCGAGGAGAUAGUGCUUUGUGAGAGGGAUGAAAAAGAAAGGCUUGUGAAGAGCGCCGAUAAACUGAAAAGACAUAAAAUGCCACCCAAAAUAACGCAUAUUUUUGGGAGGGAAAAAGCAUUUCAUCUGUGACCCAGGUGAAAGCAGAUAUGAGCCAGGGGCACUAAUGAAAAGAGCUGAAUACCCUGCUAAUACACUAACAGGACCCCGGUGGUUUCUGGGUAAUAAGGCAAAGUGGUUGCUAAGUGAUUUGGUGUGUCUCAGCACUGCUGCGGUGCACCUGUGGCUCUGAGCUCUUCUCCUCCCUGGCCAAAAACUACUGACGGUUGAGUCAUCGCCUGGGAUUAGCCAGAAUUAUACAUUGUUAACUUUAUUAAAGAUAAUCUAUUGUGCGGCUCUGAAAUUAGCCUCAUUAGUUCCUUUUUUUGUGAAGCCAGCCCAUCGGAGGAUGCUACUCCUGCAUUGAUAAAACUCUAUGAAACCACAUACACAAUAAUAAGACGUUAAGGUAGGUUGUUUGUUGGGUAUCAGGCCAUUAAAUGUGGAGUAUCAGAGUAAGGCUCAUAGAUUUGGGUCAAUAGGGCCCUGCUACACCCAAUAGUAGGUUUUAUCAUCUAUUCACAUGGUUGAUAUCUGAAAGAAGGACUAAAAGAAUUUAGUUAUUUUAAGCCAAAACACAAUAUUAACUUAAUUAAAGAUAAUCUAUUGUGCUGCUGUGAAAUUAGCCUCAUUAGCUCCUUUUUUGUGAAGCCAGACCAUCGGAGGAUGCUACUCCUGCAUUGAUAAAACUCUAUUAUACCACAUACUCAAUAAUAAUAAGUUAGGGUAAGUUGUUAGUGUAAUAUCAGGCCAUUAAAUGUGCAGUAUCAGUGGUUAUAAGCCCCAGAAAUGUGACUCAGGGUCCCGCCACACCCAAGAGUAGGUUUUUUCAUAGAAAAUUCAAUUAGUCGUUUUUUUUAUAUUCAAGGAUUUAUGAUCCACGAGGAGCAGAAAAAGAAAGUUUUGUCCCCGUUCACUUGUAUGUGUUAACGGGCCAGUCCUGACCUUCCCAAUAUGGCGGCGACGUUGACGUAUGAACCAAAGGCCAAUGCGGCAUCAACGUAUAUAUAUCUAUGGGUUUGUCAUCUAUUCACAUGGUUGACCUCCAAAAGAAGGAAUGAAAGAAGAUGACAGCGACCUCCAGCAACCAUAGUAAUUAUGACAAGUUUCACUUUCACUUUUGAAACGUAGUUAUUUUAAGCCAAAACACAAUGUUUUUCCCUAAACUUAUUUUGUGUAGGUUUUGUUGCCUAAACCUAAACAAGCUUUUUGUUUUGUUUGUGCUCGAAACGUUACAUUUCACUCAGUUUAACAACGUGUUAGAACGUGUUGCUUUUAUGUUUCGCUUUUUACAACGUAGUAGGCCCCUACUGACCCACACCUAUGAUGCUUAUAACGAUUACGCACAUUUAGUGGCCUGAUAACAGUCAAAUCGGGUGGUGUGUGAGUAGGGUUAAGUGUAUUUUCCACAAUCCCUUUAGGGAUGUGCAAUCAUUGGUGUGUGUGUGUGUGUGUGUGUGUGUGUGUGUGUGUGUGUGUGUGUGUGUGUGUGUGUGUGUGUGUGCGUUAAUGUAUUAUGAAUGUGCCAAUGUGAUGAGUUAGCUCUAUCACAAUUAGCCUCAUGACUGCCAUUCUGCAGAUGCUCUCUCACUGCAGC